Molecule: messenger RNA, 5452 nt
Organism: Penaeus indicus
Lineage: Eukaryota; Metazoa; Arthropoda; Malacostraca; Decapoda; Penaeidae
Product: coiled-coil domain-containing protein 186-like
Exons: 7
Coding region: 178-987 (269 amino acids)
Biological process (GO): vesicle cytoskeletal trafficking
Cellular component (GO): trans-Golgi network
Molecular function (GO): small GTPase binding
Source: RefSeq, a predicted model, not a curated record
CUUUUAGCCUUCACACAAAAACUCACUGACAAGAAUGUACAAAUCCAGAGUCAGCUUUCUGCCCUGCAAUCUAAGACUCAGCUUUUGGAGCUUGAACAUGGGGAGUUGAAGUCAGAAUUGGAGAACAUUAAGGCGCAGAGGAACAAGAUCAAGACAGACCUUACCAAAGAGAAUGAAAUGCAGAAUGCUCAAGUGGAAGACUUAACACGGCAGCUUGCAGAGAAGAGUGAGGAAUUGAAGCAGCUAACGACCAAGGCAUCAGACUUGGAGAACGAAAUUCAGGUCUUGAAGAAAAAGCACAAUAAUUCCUUGAAGGACAUCUCCCGAGAGAUGCAGAAACUCCGCAAGCGUCUGGAACUCCAUGAGAAUGGAAAUGGGAAUGGCCCGGGUGGCAAUGGUGGCGGAGCGAGUGGGAGGUCUUCACAGUCUGUGACACCGCACGAUACUCUGUCCCAGGGGUCACGGGCCUCCUCCAAUGCCUCCUUGAAUAACAUUGAGUAUCAGAGCACCAAUGGGAGCAGUCCACAGUCUCAGGAGAACCUUCCUUCACUGAAUGACCCCUUAGUGACACAGCAGCUCCUGGUCGACCGUAUCAUCAAACUGCAAAAGUCGGCAGCCAAAAAGGCAGAGAAGAUUGAGUUCCUUGAAGAACACGUAGCACAGCUGGUCUCAGAGCUCAAAAAGAAGUCACGUAUUAUCCACCACUACAUCAUGAAAGAGGAGGCAGGAGCACUGGCCAACUCAGCGUCAGACACCUCCAAGGCGGAACUGAUGAAACACGGAGGGAUAAUGGCCUCGGUGUACGGCUCGUCUGCGCGGGACGACACGAUGACCCUCGACCUCUCGCUGGAGAUCAACAGGAAACUCCAAGCUGUCCUUGAGGACACACUGCUCAAGAAUAUCACACUUAAGGAGAACCUCAAUACCUUGGGUGAUGAAAUAGCCAAGAUCUCCCUCCAAAACCAGCAGCUGGAAACUCGGAAAUAGGAGAGUUGGUGCAUCUUUUUCUCUGCGUGAGAGCAAGACAUAACUCACAGUGUGUACUUAAGAAAAGACUUGUAGCUCUUCUGAGGGAGAGUAGACUCAUAUGAAAUGUCUUUCUUUUAUUCUCUCUUUUUUUUUCAAUUAUUUAUUUUUUUGUUUUGAAGUGCAAGAUUGGUUCAGCAGGCCAUAGCCCUGUGACUGGCCCUUGCCAGAAAGUCUCUCAAGCACUGCCGUUUGUGCAUUCCUUGGUGUGUUUGUGUGCAUGGGUUUGAUGUGAAUCAUUGCUCGAGAAAUAAGGCAGCCAAAGAGAGGAAAGCUUCUUUUGUUUUUUCUCAAAAGGUCAGUAAGGUUUGAAAUAUUAUUAGUAAGAACUCAUUGUUAAGUUGUUACAGAUAUGCAUUAAGCUAUUGCAGUUUAAUGUAACGUACUGCAGAAAAUUUGGUGUGUUUUAACUAACAACUUAUGAUAAAUCUUGGUUUUAACAGCAGUUCUUGCAUGGCAUUUCCACUUGAGAAGAAAACAGUCUUAACUCUAAUGAUUCCCUUUGUUGCAUAUCUCAGCUCUUUUUCGUACUUAUAAGUCGUUGUUUUAUUAAGGCCUGAACCCCCUCUCCCCGCCUCCCUCUUGGUGUGAAGGAAAGUAACUUGACUACAUUUCUCAUAAUCAAGUCCAGUUGCUAGGUGCAAGCAGUUAGCUUAGACAUGUGUGUUUGUGUGUUUGUAGUAUGAAAGAGAUCUGAUUUGAGGAAAAUAAGAAUGAUCAGAUUUUAUACCAACACUCUAUGGUUUUCUCAACUCUGCUUAUUUCUUGUGGGGAAACUGCAACAUUAGUGCAGAGAAACUAGUGAUAGUAGGAACACCACAAAUCUUUGUGGUGUAGUAGAUUAUAAUCUGUAAACAGUAUUUAUUCUGAUUGCAAAACAUAAAUUACCAUCUGAAUAAUCUGAAAUUUUGCAGUUGAUACCUGAUUAUUGUAAUUAAGUGUGUCUCUUGGAAGUACUUGUAACUGUUAUUAGGGUGAAUGCAGACAUUACAGGUAAAAAAAUAGUGAGGUAUUCAUUAUUUUAUUCAAUAUUUUUCUUUUAUCUUUAUUUUUAAAAAGAAAAAAGGAAAAGUCAAAAUAUCUGUUUAAUUGUAUGUCAUUGCUAUGUAUUUUUGUGCUGUUUUAUCAACUCUUCUCUCUUCUCUUUUCCUUAACCUUCCUCCUCGAUUUCUUCUAAAUCUUCAUAUUCUACUUCUCUGUUACGUUUUUUAUGUGACUGCCUCAUUUACAUUCUGCUUUAAGGAUAUGAGUGCAUAAAGAUCAAAUUAACAGUAUUGGUUUAGGCCUUAAAUAGACUUUUAUGGUUUGAGGAAGUGUCUUAUCAUAGAAUAUAUUUUUUAAGAAGUUGAGCAAAUCUUAAAAAAUUAAUGGGUAGUUCAGUGUUUCAUUCCCUAGAGUAGGCACCAUAAUAAGAUUACGUGGUCUUAUUGUUCCACCAGUUUUAUUCCAGUCUGAGCAUUUUGAUGUUGAGUUUACAUCUUCGAGUCAGAAUAUUUGGAACAUGGAUAUAUUUCCUAAUCAUAGUAGUGGUAAGGCAGGUAGGGCUAAUGCAGCAUAUAAUUCUUGUAAUUCAAGAGCAUUAUAAACAUAUCUAAAUUGUUAGAUAGAUGUGGAUCCAGAUAGUUAUUUACAGCUUUUUUUCUUUUUUUUUUUUUGUAAUAUAUUUUUAAAAUAUUUUUUAGGUAUGUCUGCGAUUAUCAUAAUUAGUAAAGUGAAGUUGAAAUUGUAUGAUAAAUCAGUGCUCCAAAUAUACAUUUCAUAGCAUCCUAGGACCCAAUUCCUUUCUUGACUGUUACCUGUCUCUCCUUAUCAUGUCUCUGAGUUUUGGCAUCUGGUUGCUAAUGGCUCAGAAACAGCCUUGAGUCUUUUGCUGCCUUCAGUACACUCGCAUAUCAUUAGAAGUUUGUUGAGGUGCAAUCUACGCUGAUUUGCAUGCGAUUUCAGUAGUCUCUCUUGUUUUGAUGAUUUGGGGAAAUGCUUUUUUUUCAUGUUGUUGCUGACUGAUACAUCAGUAAUGGACUAAUGCAAAUGCUCUAAAAAACUAAAGUAGGCCUACUUUUCCCUCAACUCCUUUCAUGGAAUUCUUUCUUUAUUACUAAUAUAAGGCAUGUACUUGAUACUGAGAUAGUGUAACUGGUUUCAGGGAAAUUUACUUCUUAUUGUGCAUCAUAAUAAAGGGGAUGUUUUAAGGGAUGAUCCACCAAACAUAAAAGUAUAAAUAAGUUCAAUAUCUUGACUUCUUUUCAAGGAAAUAAUUAGAACAAUAGUUAGCAUCAUGUACAGAAUAUGUAUACAUAUACUUUAAAUUUCCCAUAUUGCAAAGAGGAUUUUUAAAUACUUUCUCUGUAAAGAGGAGGAAAGAGAACAAAUGGAAAAUGUGAAAUAUAUCUUAUGUACAGGAAAACCUUAUAUUUUAGAGCCUGAUAUCUUGAACUCUUUAAAGGACUGCAUUUUCUUUCUUUCAUUGUCCAUGCAAAGACUUUGCCUCAGUAAGCCCUAAAAAAGGAUUUUAGCUUAGCUGUUUUUGGUACAGGUAAUAAUUAUUGCAAUUGGAUUUUCACAUAUUCAAAAUCUAAUUUGCCUCUGGCAUUUCAAAUUAAUUCAUGAAAAUUCUCUUUCCAUCCCUAAAGUAUUCUUUUUCUUUAUUUCUUUUGCUAUUUAACUUUUUUGUUUUGGCAGAAUCAAGUAAGAGCAUUGUCAUUAUUUUGAUUUACUCAUAACAAACAGUAGGCUUUGUAAGGUUUCUCAACAUCUCCAAAAAUGCAGUAGACUACUCAGGUUGUUAAUUCACCUGGCUGGCACACCUCGCUGGUCUCAGUGUAAGUUGUAUUUCCUGGAGAUCUGGCUAUUGAUUCAUAUUGAUUCUGUGAAUUCAGUAUAAAGUACAACAUCUAAUUUGUUUCAAGCACUAUAACUUUAUUUGGGUCAUUAUAGAUUUUUUUUUUUUCUUUAUUUCAUAAUCUUUAAUUGUGGGAUCCUAAAAGGUGAUCCCUCUUUCCUUCAAAACGACACCAAAAACUAAAUUGACUGAAUCAUAAGAAUGAACAGUUGCAAAAUACUGUAUCUUGUAAGCUUUUAUCUUUUGUAAUAAAAGAAUAAUAGUUAGUAUUGAAGAUUAUAAAUUUGUAAUAAAAAAAGCUUCAAUAUGUGAGAUAUAUCCUUACAAAACUGUUGUGCAUUGAUUCAUUAUAAUUCAAGUUGCUUUCUUGAAAUUAACAAGUUAUUUUGUUUCAGUCAAUAUGUAUUCAUAAAAUCCCAGUGAAAGUAAUUUAAGUUAUUCACUGCAGUAUUCAAUGAUUCUUUUCUCAGAAUGCUGGCAAGAAAACCCAUCAUUUUUAAAAUAUGAUACCUUAUUUUGUAUUUUAUUGUUGAAAGGACUAGUAAUGUAUUUUAUGUUCCAUAAAUGAUUUGUGUAGAUUCUGGAAAUUACUUCUGUAUUUAUAUUUAGUUGUGGUUGAUUUUCAGGGAAAAAAGAAGAUUAAAAGGUUAGUUUGGUUAUACAUCAGCCUACCGAAACUCGUCAAAUUGGGCACAUUCCAUUCCAGUCCAACAUGUAAAUAUUUCCCAUUAUUCCUUUUGUCCUGUCUUCCAAAGAUAAUGUUGCAAGAUGUUGUCUUACUUCUGUAAUGAUUUGGUUUGUUUAUUCUUUGUUAUUUCUUUUUUUUUGUCAUCUGUUUUGUCUUGUCUGUCCUGAAGGCUGUGAUGUACUUACGUAUUAUCAACAUAGAAUUGGAUAUUUGGGUUGAUAAAUAAUUUCUCAUUCUUUCUCAGUAUGAAAACAGAUUUCCUUGUUGCUCCAUAUAACAAGAGGAAAUCUGAUAUGUGCUAGAACAAACUGUACUGAUGAACAAAUUUCCAAAGUCAUUCUCAUUUUCUGUGUUGAUUUCUUCCUCCAAAUUCUGAUUUAUGAUUUGGAGGAAUAGCUUUAGUUUCACAAGUGCAGAAAUGGUUGUGUACAGGCAUAACUCCUCAGUUAAUAUAUACAGCACAGUGUAUAUUAAUUAGAUCUUUAAUUCAUCUGGUCACUUCUGGAAACAUUAUAUUGCCUAUUUUCAUCUUAAUUUAUAGCAACAGAAACCAGCUUUCUUUGUAUGACCAGGCAAUUUGAAGGCUGUUUUUUUAUUAGUAGCAGGAAAAUAGGGUUUUUCUUUUAUAAUCACAUGCCAAUAAUCUCUGUCUGGUUGAUGUGCAGAGGGAGUGCAAAUUGAGUUCAAAAGUGAGAUACAAAAUUGAAUUAUAUAUUUUUCCUCUUCCCUAAAUAUUGCUCUGUAAAUUAGAAACCAAAAUCUUUGGCCCCAGAAACUUAUGUAUAUGAAUGUAAAAAUAAUUUUAAUAAUGCUAAUGAAAAGUAAAUAAAAUAUUUAAAGUGUACAGUGUUGUCUAAGACUGCACAGUUGUUAUAAUAAAAUAAAUCUGUGUUUUAAUA